Arachis duranensis is the source of this 598-nucleotide messenger RNA. RefSeq names its product serine/threonine-protein kinase 1-like. Gene Ontology annotation, molecular function: ATP binding; protein kinase activity. The record is from RefSeq and is a predicted model, not a curated record. The transcript is spliced from 5 exons. Bases 16 to 243 code for a protein of 75 amino acids. Lineage: Eukaryota; Viridiplantae; Streptophyta; Magnoliopsida; Fabales; Fabaceae. Gene Ontology annotation, biological process: protein phosphorylation; regulation of MAPK cascade; intracellular signal transduction.
CAGAGGAAGACGACGAUGUUGAACUUCAUUGGAACCCCUCAUUGGAUGUCUCCAGAAGUUAUUCAGGAAAGUCGCUAUGAUGGAAAGGUAGAUGUUUGGGCUCUUGGUGUGUCUGCGAUUGAAAUGGCUGAGGGAGUUCCUCCAAGAUCAUCAGUGCAUCCGAUGAGGGUUUUAUUCAUGAUAUCCAUUGAGCCAGCUCCAAUGCUUGAGGAUAAAGAAAAAUGGUUUGUUUCUUUACUAUAAUAUCCUAGAUAUACUUUCUGCUAUUAGUGAAGCAGUAAACUAGAACAGUUACUUGUUGGUUGUGUAUUGAUUUAGAAUGCUAUCUUUUGUUUUGAUAGUAAUAUUGAUCUUGAAUUUUCUUUUCUAUGUGCCAUAUUAAUAUGUUGUGCUUCUGUUGUCUUUUAUAAAUCACCACUAAGUUGCUGCAAAACUUUUGCCCUUGUAGUCUGUACUCUCUGUUGAACAAGCUUAUUUUACUAAUAUAAAAUUUGAGGGGAAAGAAGUGAGAGCGUGUAAGGAUUGAUUGAUUAAGAUGCCAUUAAACUUUGAUCACCUAAAAUGAGGAUGUAUUAAACUUAAAGUUUAUGUAGUCAAC